Molecule: messenger RNA, 1004 nt
Organism: Olea europaea var. sylvestris
Lineage: Eukaryota; Viridiplantae; Streptophyta; Magnoliopsida; Lamiales; Oleaceae
Product: OTU domain-containing protein At3g57810-like
Exons: 7
Coding region: 1-648 (215 amino acids)
Biological process (GO): endoplasmic reticulum unfolded protein response; protein deubiquitination
Cellular component (GO): nucleus; cytosol
Molecular function (GO): cysteine-type deubiquitinase activity
Source: RefSeq, a predicted model, not a curated record
AUGAGUGGUGACAAUAGUGUGGCAACGACGAGAGCACCGCUCAAGCUGCCCUAUAAAGACGAACCCAAAACUAGAUUGCAGCUACCCAACACCAAAUCUAAACGUAUUGCUGUUGUUUUGGUUUUAAUACCGGCUUUUGGGGUUGAAUGUUAUGUUCCGCUGCUGAUUUUGAAAAUUCAUAUGGGUUUUGGCACAGGGAUACCUGGCGAUGGUAGGUGUUUGUUCCGUUCGGUAGUUCAUGGAGCUCAUUUGAGAGAAGGAAAGCCGGCUCCAAGCGAAAGUCAUGAAAGAGAACUUGCUGAUGAGCUUAGAGCAAAAGUUGCCGAUGAAUUUAUCAAGAGGCGGGCAGAUAGUGAAUGGUUUGUCGAAGGUGAUUUUGAUGCUUAUGUUACACAGAUGCGACGACCCCAUGUCUGGGGAGGGGAACCUGAGCUGCUCAUGUCGUCACAUGUUCUACAGGUACCCAUAACAGUUCACAUGUUGGAUAAGAGGAGUAAUUGCCUCAAAAUUAUAGCUGAAUAUGGGCAAGAAUAUGGGAAGGGAAAUCCAAUUCGUGUGCUGUAUCAUGGUUAUGGUCACUAUGAUGCAUUACAGAGCCCUUUGGUGGUCCAAAGUCAAAACCGAACUAGAAAAGGUGGAAGGAACUAACAUAACGUAGUUAUUUUAUUACCUAAAUGAUCUUUCAAUUAAAAUUUCUUCAGGCUAGUGAAACUUCAUUGUUUUGGCUCUCCCCAGCACCAGGCUAUUCUCCCUUCAAAGAAGAGAGUGAAAAUUUGCAAAAAGAAAAGGAGAUUGCUUUCUAAUUCCUAGAAAUCUAAAACUAUCAUGUUCUCAAAUUGUUUAUUUGUAGCCUGAACCAGCCAAUUUCAGCUAUUGUGGUUGGUGUUGCAGAGUCGGGGAUUUAAAAUUCUUAUGAGGACCAUCGUGUAAUUGAUUUCUUACAAAUAUAUAGACUUGGAUAAAGUGAAUAUGACAUAUUAAUGCUAAUUGUUUCAUUAGAAAGA